This is a messenger RNA of Cucumis sativus (cucumber), 1050 nucleotides long. RefSeq lists its product as uncharacterized. The record is from RefSeq and is a predicted model, not a curated record. NCBI's taxonomy places the organism in Eukaryota, Viridiplantae, Streptophyta, Magnoliopsida, Cucurbitales, Cucurbitaceae. The transcript has 6 exons. Bases 121 to 603 code for a protein of 160 amino acids.
CCCCAUUUGACAACCUCUCAUUGUCAUCCAUUUGGCAUACCUCUAGAAUGAGAAAUGAAGAUGUUUCGAGCCCUAACUUGAAAUGUUCACAAUUGCAGUUUCGAAAACCAUUCGAUCUCAAUGUGUCCGAACACGAUGGCUCCAACCAACACCACUGCCCCUUCAGAAGAAAACAAGAAGAAGAGAUCAGCCUCAGCCUCAGCCUCGUCCGGUGAAGCUCAAGUUCAAGGAGAUGCCAAGAGAAGCUGCCAUGGCUCUUCUUCUUUUCCAAUUGAUCAUUCUGGAUUUGGCUCCUCAGUUGAUAAUUUGAUUGUUGGAGAAGGAGUUAAUGGUUUUGUUGAGAAAUGGAAAGAAUUCGAGCCUGCGUAUCGGCAAAAGGUUUUCAAGGACAUGAAUACCAUGGCGCAGUCUAUUCUUUCACCCAUCACAAUGAAAGAUGGUGCAAUACACAACUUAUCCUUUUUCCAAGGGAUAAGCCAAAAUGCAAUGGAGAUUGUGGGUGAUUUCUUCGAGGAUUAUUAUCGUCAAAUGGGUCAUACCUAUAUGAAAAAGGAGGCUUCCAAAGAGCAUAAGAGCACUACUCGAAGAAAAAUAGGUAAGUGAAGAUGAGAACUACAACACUGGAGGUAGUGGUGAAGAGGAGACAUGAGAAAGAAUGGCUUAUUGUUUUGACUCUAAACUUGGGCGUGAUUGCAAUAGACUUUAGCUUGUUUUCCUAACCUUGAGAGUUCGUUGAUUUUGGUUAUGGUUUGCAAAAGUUUGGUUUCCAUGCCUGCAUCUUAUAGUUGAAUUGGAGUUUAACUUGAUUUUGUGGUUUGAUCUUUGCUAUAUGUCCUCAAACUUUUGCUUUUGAUUAUAUAUAUUAUGAUGAGAGAUGAUGAUGGUGUUUAGAAACUGUUCACACCUAGUGAAUAUGUUUCGAUGCACUCCGAACCCAACUCGUAUCCUUUUCGAAAAGAAAAAAAAAAUUGAUUUGAGUGUUUGUUGGAAGUAUUUAUUAAAAGAUUUCAGAUCUUAUAUCCAUUGGGGGCAAUGUUUUAAUAAGUUGGA